This is a messenger RNA of Besnoitia besnoiti, 2619 nucleotides long. Its product is annotated as Sin3-associated polypeptide SAP18. Gene Ontology annotation, cellular component: nucleus. The transcript has 6 exons. Gene Ontology annotation, biological process: negative regulation of DNA-templated transcription. The coding region runs from base 1 to 2619 and encodes 872 amino acids. NCBI's taxonomy places the organism in Eukaryota, Apicomplexa, Conoidasida, Eucoccidiorida, Sarcocystidae. Gene Ontology annotation, molecular function: transcription corepressor activity; transcription factor binding. The record is from RefSeq and is a predicted model, not a curated record.
AUGGCUCGCCAUCGCAGCCGCUCGGGUGGGAAGGACGGCGAGGGCCGGCGGGUGUCGCGCUCCGUCUCUUCGCGGCGGCGGCGCUCUUCGCCGUCUCCUUCGCGCGCGUCGAAGAAAAAGACGCCGACCGCGAGCUCAUCAAGCAGCAAGCGUCGCGGCACGGAGAAGAGCGGGAAGCGCUCGCUGUCGCCUUCGCCUUCGCCUCGGCUUCACCGUUCGAAGAGGCGCGCAGACGGCGAGAAGCGACGCUCUGUCUCCCCGCUUCACUCGGAGGAGGCGGACGGCGGGCGCAGCGCAACCAAGCGCGAGAAGGCCGCCAAGGCUUCCUUCCGCUCAGCUGCUCCCCCAAAGGGCCUCUCGUCGCGCGGCGGCCGGCGCCGCAGCCGCAGUCGGUCUCUGCGGGGCGCCAAGGAUCUGCGGAAGAGCAAAAGCGACCCGGAAGGCGACAAGGCUCGAAACGGGAAGUCCGAGGACGCCGAGAAGCUGCAUAGGAAAAAGGCGCGGCGCUCGCUCUCGCGGAGCCCCGCGCCGGCGGCGGGGGCCGACGACGCCGGGGGGAGGCGGCAGCGAAGUCGCAGCCGGAAGGCCUCGGGACGCGGCAAGUCGAGCAAAGGCCGCAGUGAAAGCCCGCCGCGCAGCAGGGAGCGACGAGGGGCGAGCCGGUCGCGCUCGCCGCGCGCUCGCGACGACGGCAAGAAGGGCGACAGCCGCCGGAGCCCCGAGUCCGCCAGGAGACACCGCCGACGGCACCACAGGUCGCGGAGCCCGCGGCGCAGCCCGAGUAUAAGCCGCAGCCGAAGCUUUCGCAGGGGACGCGCGAGCCCCUCGGUUCAGCGCCACGCGCACCACAGGGACCCCUGGUCGCUGAGGCACGGCGGCAGCAGGCAUCGAGGGGUCGGCGGCGCAGGGUGGCGACGGAGCAAGAGUCGGAGUGUGAGCCGGAGCCGGAGCAACCUCCGGCCUUACUCGAGUCGCCGCCGCCUAUCGGGUGGCACGCGGGGCGCGGGCAGCUUCGCCCGCAGGGGCGGCGGGGGGAGCUACGAAAACGACUUCAUGGCGGCCCUUCCCCCAGACCAUCCUUUCGCGUCGCGACCGCCACCGAAGCACAGCACCACGCCGCUGCUGCCGCCGCUCUCGCAGAUGAUGCAGGACGACUGCCGCGGGCCGCACUCGCUCUACGACCCCCGCGGCGGCUCCGGAAGAGACAGCUUUUGGGGCGCCGACCGCGGUCGCCCAGCAGGAGGCCCCGACCGCCUCGGGCCCAACGCGCGGUGGGUGCGAGGCGAGGCGCUCCCAGAUGACGCCUUGCCGCUCUCGGGCUUCCCUGGCGCGCGACGAGACCCGUGGGCGGACCGAGGCCGCGGCGUGAUCCCGCGAGGGAACUCCCCGCUCCCGGCCUUCUUCCAAGAGCGCCUCAUGAUGCGGAGAAAGAUGAUGCAGGACGCGGAGAUAGCCGGCGCUGUGAAGGAACAGAAACGAGCCCUGAGGCGGACGCUGAAGCCUGCGCUCGUGGUUGACCGUGCCACGACGCCGCCUUUUCUGCUGCGCGUCUUCUACAAGGUUGACGACCAGCACUCGGUUGAGCAGUUCCAGGAGCGCGGUCAGGAGCCCGUCGAAGACGAACUGCAGGUCUACGCCUGGAUGGACAGCAAACUUCGCGAGAUCGCGUACCUCGUCAAAGACGUGUGCUGGGAAGCCAGGGACCGGCACGCAGUCUGGAAGUUCCGCCUCGUCUACCCAGACAAAAAGGGCAAGAACGUGGUCGCGUCGAUUGGGCUGCUUCACUCGACAAUCCCCGAUCCGAAGGAAGAUUCUAAGACUCUCGCGGACGUGAAGUUCCAGAUUGGUGAUUUCCUGUUGCUGUCGAUCGUCAAGGAGAAGAAGGACGCUGAGGACCGAGUCCUCCCGCGCACGGGGCUGCGCCAGACACGGACGACGGCUGAGGGCUGGGAGCAAGUCGUUCAAGAUUCUGGAAGCGCCGGGCUCGCAGGGCCUUCGUCCAUGGCGGAAGGCGACGCGGCGCGCGCCGCGACCACCAAGGAGGAGGCCGCGCAUUCGGUAGACACCUCGAAGGCUGCAGCGCUCGGCGAAGAUGACGAAAACGCGAAGGAGCACUCAGAAAGUGACGAAGAAGAGACGAAGGAGCGCGAGGAAGAGGGCGACGGCGACCCGGAGACGUUCCCAGACCGGCAGAGAUACACUGCUCCCGACCACCACACGGAUGACGACGAGGAAGAAGAGAGAAAAGACUCGGGCGAAGCAAACAGCGCUGGCGAGGAGGAGGACAAAGGGGCGUCUCACGCGGAGGCGAGCGCGCCGGUCGGCGAUGCCCGCGAAGCGCCACGCGAAGAGAAAGCAGGCGACGCUGGAGCGUGCUCCGACGCCAAGAGCAAGCACGACGUGAGACCGGAAGUCGAGAAAGGAAGCGCGGGGCCCCACGCGGACUCGCCGCAGGAGAGUCUCCUGCCCCCGAAGGAGGUGGCGAGCGACGAAGAGGGCAAGCCAAGCAGCCGCAGCCGGACGCGCAGGGACGAGGAAAAGGACCAGAAGCACGACGGAGAGAAGAAGGAGAAACGGCGCUCUGCGAGACUCGGGAAGAAGAGAGCCGCAGACGCAUAA